AGCAGUUGAAAUCUGAACAAAUCGGAGCUUGUCUUGCCUGGUGGAGCAAUUUUCCCGCUUGGAACUUGAACUUGGAGUUGAAUAUUCCGGACCUUGAUCAUGGCGAUGGAACGGAUCUUCAGUGGAUACAUCAAGGCACAUGGAUACGCAAUCGCAGUGGCGGCCCUCACGUUCGGCUGCAUCUUUGCUGUGGAAGUGGCCCACGUGGACAAUUUUCACCAGAUCAGCAGAACGCUGGACGACGACGACGGUGACGGUAGUAGCGGCGAUGAUUGGAUAAGUGGCGGCCACCAGCAUCAGCAGCAUCAUGCUGAGACAUACUUCCGAAUGCGGCCCCUGGGACAGUUGGUCUUCUCGCUGGUGUGGGUGCUGGCGGGAACGAUUUUUCUGGUGGGGCUGCUGUUCGAGAAGAAGAAGACAAUCCUACCGUUUGCCACCGUGUUUGCCAUCGAUUGGAGCGUCAUUCUGAUCCAGCAUCUUACCAAGCUGGAACGGCGGAGCUUCCUGGAGCUGGUGCUAUCGACUGACACUGCAGUAUUAGUUGUAAUCCUGGUGUACGUGGGCUUCACGUUGGCCGUCCUGUACCGGUUAUUUGAGCAGCGUGCCAAAGAACGGGCCCAGAUGGACGAAGACGACAUGGAAAAUGGUCGGAAACCGGUCAAAUUCACCCUCGGAGAGGAGUUUGACGAUUCUUGGAUCAGCUAGGAUUUCAGAGCAUCCAAUUAAUCGAGCCAAGAAUGUUAGAUAAUUUAGACCUAGCUACUAGUAUUAACCCUGUGCCAUUGUUUGUAAAUAAUUUCCUUCGU
Molecule: messenger RNA, 806 nt
Organism: Ochlerotatus camptorhynchus
Lineage: Eukaryota; Metazoa; Arthropoda; Insecta; Diptera; Culicidae
Exons: 3
Coding region: 100-705 (201 amino acids)
Source: RefSeq, a predicted model, not a curated record